UUGAAAUCGGCCCUUCCAAAAGGAAUCCCUUUCGCACCUCAAGAUCGACUCUCUUGCUCGGGCAAAAUUAGAGAGUCGAAUCUCAUACUCCCACUGAAAUCAAACAAGUACCAGUUUCCGUACGCGAAACUGCAUAUUCGAUCCAAAUGAACGAUGACGUUUCUCUUCCUACAACAGUUCCUGCAAUGAAUAUGAAGAAGGAAAGCUCAGAUUCGAGUGUAUUAGGGAAAGGACGGUACAAGUUCUGGGCCUUAGCUGCAAUUUUGCUACUCGCAUUUUGGUCAAUGUUCACCGGGACCGUAACCCUACGUUGGUCCGCCGGAAAUUUCAAUCGUCUAUCAGACGACAUAGACAUUCAAAUCCACGACGAUCUUGACGUUCUCGAAAUGGAGGAGAGGGAGACGGUGGUGAAGCAUAUGUGGGAUGUCUAUACGAACAGUCGACGGAUCAGAUUACCGAGGUUCUGGCGAGAUGCUUUUGAGGUGGCUUAUGAGGAGUUGAGCAGUGAUGUCCCUGAGGUUAGGGAAGCGGCAAUCACUGAGAUCGCUAAGAUGUCUGUGCGGUCCAUUGGUCUCGAUCCCCCUCCCGUCAAAUCAAAGAGUGCACGGGAAAUAAGCAAGAACCCGAAGCAAACAGGCAAGGGCAGAGGGGUGCUAGUGAGCUCAACAGGGAGUCGUCGAUAAUGAGGAGAGAAUGUUCAGGAUCAGAGGCAAAAUCACCAAUUAUUCUGUACUCAGCAGUACUCAUUGGCUACCUGAAAUGUGUGAGAGGUAGUGAUGGGUGAAACCAUACUUAGUUCUCUAUGUUUUUACUACAGGAACAAAUUAUGUAUUUAGUUAGACUUAGAUUCUCAUUCUUCAAAAAUGUUUACUGUCUGUGAAUGGGUGAACUCAGAAAACAAUUUUUUUAGCAGAUUGAUUUGAAUGAGAAUUUCUCAUCAGAUCCCUGUUAUAUGAAUGUUUGUCAUAUUGAAUAUGAAAUUGUUUAAUGUUCAUGAGUU
Molecule: messenger RNA, 1000 nt
Organism: Tripterygium wilfordii
Lineage: Eukaryota; Viridiplantae; Streptophyta; Magnoliopsida; Celastrales; Celastraceae
Exons: 3
Coding region: 147-683 (178 amino acids)
Source: RefSeq, a predicted model, not a curated record